Molecule: messenger RNA, 249 nt
Organism: Chlorella variabilis
Lineage: Eukaryota; Viridiplantae; Chlorophyta; Trebouxiophyceae; Chlorellales; Chlorellaceae
Exons: 3
Biological process (GO): transcription initiation at RNA polymerase II promoter; RNA polymerase II preinitiation complex assembly
Cellular component (GO): transcription factor TFIIA complex
Molecular function (GO): TBP-class protein binding; RNA polymerase II general transcription initiation factor activity
Source: RefSeq, a predicted model, not a curated record
AUGGCGUGCUCCGCCUUGUAUCGGCAGUCCAAGCUGGGCCAUAGCCUGGUGGACGCGCUAGACCAGCUGGUGGAGGAGGGGAAGCUCCCGCCUCAGCUGGCGCUGCGCAUCCUGGACGAGUAUGACGAGGUGGUGUUUGAGACGAUGGAGAACAAGGUCACCGCCAAGGGCAGCCUGAAGGGCCACCUGGACAUCUACCGCUUCUGCGACAAUGUCUGGACCUUCAUCCUGUCGGGGGCCACCUUCAGG